GCUGUAGGCGCAUGAUGUCACAAGUUAUUGGAAGAAAUCCCUCCAACCUAGGUUGGGACAGAUGAAGGCGGCGCUUAUUGGUGUUCACCAAAACACCAGCAUGGUGUACCAGCUUUGGCUAGAUUAUGCUCAGAUGGGCCUGUCUAAUUGCAGGAAAACAAACUCAGGGAUUCCCACUGAUUCUACAUUAUGGAAGAUCUCAUUUCUGUCCCCUGCCCUGGAAGCUGGCAAAAAGAAAACACAGAUCCUGGUGCCGAACAUGAGGACAGGACAGGCUGAAGGAGAAAGUGGAAGGAGGGGAGCUUCUCUCUCAGCCUCAUCCUCCUGGACCUGGAUGAUGGAGAGUCGUGAGGUGGUUCAGAGUACUCCAGAUUGCUGUGCUGGACCCCUAUUGCCUCCAAUAGGAAUGGCACCAGGUUCAAGAGGCCAAAGAAGAGACCUGGAGCCAGCAAAUGAGAUAGGACAAUAUUAGAGGAAAUGAGUUUAAACUGCAGCAGAGAGGAUUUAGGCCAGUCAGGUGUUCCCAGCUUGAAGAUGAGAGGUGCA
Messenger RNA from Symphalangus syndactylus (siamang), 546 nucleotides. RefSeq lists its product as uncharacterized. The record is from RefSeq and is a predicted model, not a curated record. NCBI's taxonomy places the organism in Eukaryota, Metazoa, Chordata, Mammalia, Primates, Hylobatidae.